Molecule: messenger RNA, 744 nt
Organism: Protopolystoma xenopodis
Lineage: Eukaryota; Metazoa; Platyhelminthes; Monogenea; Polystomatidea; Polystomatidae
Source: the annotation of a GenBank genome assembly
AUGCAAGUCUAUCUUUGCGCUCAGGUAGACUCGAAGCCACCUCAACCUUGUGGGUCAUCUCGUAGACAUGACGACCAAGAUGUUGUGACCUUCUGUUUGGUCGCAGUUUCCUUGUUUUCGCGACUUGGUCGCAGUGUCAAGACGACCUUGUGCGGCGUACCUGGUCCCGUGUCCUCUGCCAGAGAACUCGUGACUCGGUACAUUGGCCCCCGUUUCGCCGGCGUCGUCAGCGAGAGGCGCCAUCGUAGACACAAAGCUACAACUUUUCAAAGUGACAAUGCCACAUCUCUUUCGCCCCACCCCACUUCAUAUGGCCCACACACUUAUUCACACAAUUUUCUGCUCUCGUCUCCUCCAAAGUCGCCACAAGUGGGUCUUUUUUGCCCCUCCUUCUCCCACUUCACUUGUCAUUUGCUCGCUGCCAAGCGUCAAAAUCACCGUCCGAUUGUCUCAAAUCUGGACGCCAGAAAACCCUCAAUUCUCGUCCCAGAUUACGCCAUGUUCGAGGAAUUGGAGCGGAUGAUGCCCACAUCCAUGCCAAUGCCAGUGUCUGGGAGUCUUCCUCUCCCUAGGCUUCGAAACCAUGACUUUUCUUCAUUCCCACACACAUUUUGCCCCAUCCUUCGGGGCUGUGUGUCUGGCUUGAAGCAUAACCGCCGGUGUGAAAAUGAACCACUUACAUUUUUUCCACUCAAUCGCGAAAAUCAUACUCCCCUCGUCCUUCAGGUUGACAUUCGCAUCUAA